This is a messenger RNA of Sphaeroforma arctica JP610, 1695 nucleotides long. RefSeq lists its product as hypothetical. The transcript has 8 exons. The record is from RefSeq and is a predicted model, not a curated record. The coding region runs from base 1 to 1188 and encodes 395 amino acids. NCBI's taxonomy places the organism in Eukaryota, Ichthyosporea, Ichthyophonida.
AUGUUCUCCGUUACAGUAUUCGCUCUGUUUUUUCUAGACUCUGAGUUGCAGCGAGAUCGCCAACGUGCGCCUAGGUUAGCAAUCAGCGAUGACGACGAUUCAAUGAGUGAAGCCGAGGAUGUACGGCCUACGCUUAUGAGCAAACCUAGAAUGGCCCAGGCACCACAGAGACAAAGACAGGAUCACAAUCCCCCGCGGCGAGCCCAGCCCACAGAACGCCGACGGACCGACGACGAUCGCCACAGCGAUAGACACAAGGACCGGUCACUCACGCCCGAAUACAUCGACCACGAACCACCACAACACCGGCAACCGUCGAACGCCAUACCACGGGCACGCACACAGGCACAGGCGCAGCCACAGGGAAGUGGCCGUGGUAAUGUGAAGCAAACGCGAGGUAUGCCAGGCGAUCACGACACGAGACAUUCGAGGGACAACAAACAGCUAAGCAUGCGAGAAAAGCGUGAGAAAGAGCGAGAGAUGAACAGAGAGCGCCGACGUGUUGGUGCAGCUAAUGUGGGUGACCGGGGGAGAGUGUUCUUGCAGCAGAUGGAAAGCCAGUUCCGCAGUAGCCGGAAUAUGGUAAAUAGAGGCGAUCGAGGAAGCUUCUCUCCCAGAGCCCGCUCGCCGGAGCGCGCGCGGGGACGCACAGUACACGAAGAACGCGAAUUUCAGCGCGAGAUGGCCAGACAGAAAAAGCUGAGUGAAGAAAUGAAGCACAUGGCCACCAUGAGUGGAAAGGGCGCGAAUUCCCGCGUGACAAAGCCUGCGCAGAAGCAAGGCGCGAUUGCCCGCCUGCAAGCCGCCAACAGCAACAAGAAUCUGCCCACGAAUCUGAAGAAGCAAAUACCCGCGCCAGAGGUCAAGGGCCUUGCCGGCCGCAUCCAACGUCAGCCACUUUCUACUCGACUCGGCCCCCGACCUGAAAUCAAGCGCCUGGCCCAGGCAGCAGCCGCGGGUAAGGCGGUGCUACAGGCACGUACAGCCAAACCACUCGCACAGCAGCAGCCACGUACAGCUAUUGCCCCCAAGAAUGUGAAGCAGAAACCUGCGCCAAAGGCUCCUGUGGCGAAUACAAGGGAGAAAACUGUCAAACCGAAUCUGUCUAAGGCCGAACUGGACGCGGAGAUGGACAAGUUCAUGGCCACCGCCAAGUUAGGUAACACCGAAGUGGUUUGGGAUCUCUAGAUGUGCCAAAACGGCGGCAUAAUCCGAUUUACUCGGCGUAAUCCGAUUCAAAUUGGCGCGGGCGAGCUAUCGAACGGAUACAUUGCGUAGGUUUAGCCGAGCCGGGUACUGCGGAAGACUUAUUGCGAAGACGAGAUAGAUAUACGUUUCGAAUACAAUACGGAUACGGGUGGUAUACGUUUGGCUGGUAUUGUGUGGGCCCAAGAGACGGCCCCAACAUAUACUCACAGCUACACGGCACCGACGGCAACUGGUGCGAAGCUUGACUGCCAUUGUUCUCCACUAUUUAGUGACUUCGCUGUAGGGGCCAGCUGUCCUGGGCCUGGCAUUUAGGGCCGGAAAUGCCCUGGAAAGUGCCGCGCAGAGAAUUAUCCACUUCCCCCGACGAAUUAUUUUUAGGAUGCUCAUCUCAUAAACGAUAGAUUCCGUGGUAGCACCAGUAAUGUGGCAACCUCCUAGCAUUCCGGCACUGUACACUUACAUAAAUUCUCAAAACUUACAAACACG